ACACAGUGAGUUAUAASAUGGACUAUGGCCAGAUGUUGAAGAUUUUGCCAAAAAGCUAGCAUUGUAAACAUUGARUAGGGCUUCUGCCCUCACUAGAGGGAACCAACAUGACCGACAAGCAGGAGCAGGCAGAAAGUCAAGAGCAGCAGGACAGAAAAGAUCAACCCAAGAAACAGGAGAGGUCAGARCGUAAUGAAUGGGUUGAAAUUGUUGAGCCUCGUUCAAGGGAGCCAAUGUACGCCAAUCUCAAGACUGGACAAUGCCUGUGGGAACCCCCCGAGGGGGUAAAAGUUAAACGUGCUGAUGACAGUCAUUGGUGGGAGCUGUAUGACCAUAAGACAAAACGCUAUUACUAUUACAGUGCUGCCUCCCAAACUACUGUAUGGCGCAAACCUAAAGACUGCGACAUCAUCCCAUUAGCCAAGCUGCAGAGUAUGAAAGCAAAGGAAAAACGAAGACUUGCUAAACUGAAGGAAUACAAGAAAGAAAGCUAUGAGAGGAAGAAAAGAGAAGGUAGUUUACGUCAAAAUGCACUCGAUCGUGAGGACAGGACAAGGACCAGCAGCUCAAGGCGAGAUAGGGAAGGGUCGAGUAGUAGAAGACGUUCAUCAAGAAGACAUGAAGUUUCAGGGGAUAAAGAAAAUGAUGGCACUUCAAAGUCCAAAGCUAUCAACCAAGACGAUACUCUAUCUAACGAGGUCCAAAGCGURCUAGAAAAACGACAUAGUGAGGACAGUAUUCGAAGUCUACCAUCGCCCCCAACAUCCAGUCCCGACCCUAGGGACCACCCUGUGGAAGGGGCAGUUGGAGAAGGGGACCAUAUUGAAGAGGUUUCAGGGCGUGUGACACCGUCUGGGACUUUGUCAAGAAACGGUGAAGUCAAUAGCGGGACUCCAUCUGGGACAUUAGAGCGUGACAGUACCACCAGUCCAUCAGGAAGCUUUCAUCACAAGUCAAUCUAUGACAAUGUYACGACACCAGUAAACCCACCAUAUGACAUGGACCAUGAACUGAACGGUGACAAUCACUCAGACGAAGGUAACCAAUAUUCUAGUGAAGAGUCCCUCAGCAUACGACUACAGGCUGGUGGUAUGCCAGCGAACACGGCGAACCUCGUAGAAGCAUGCUCACCUCCUCCCUCGGAGAAAAGCCACCGCUCUUUACGUCACCAGCGACAACAGUCAGAUAGCGCCGUAGCGAGAGUAUUUCGCGAGGAGGAGGACAUGAAGCGCGAGAAAGAACUUGCAAUGAAAGGAAGUUCUUCGACUYUACCGAGACCAAGUAGACCGUCGUCAAUAGCAACAACACAGGGAUCCCAUUCACAUCAUAACACGCUGGAGCGCUCUCAUUCUGUACCGAGCUCUAAAUCGUUAUUCAGAGGCCUGGGUAAUUAUGAAAAUUACUUAAAUCAGCAUACUAAGGGAAUCUUUAGGAGAAAACGAGUCUCAAUCGCCAGUAUGAUGUCAUGGUCCAAGGUUCCUAUAAAGAAACCGCUGAUCCUAAUGAAUGACAGGCAACUAAAGCGAGAAGCAGUCGAAGUGUUCAAGCUGGUCUUGAUGUACAUGGGUGACCGCGCCUCGCGCGGUAGAGAUCUGGAUAACAUAGCGUUAGAUAUUACGACACGAGGCUGGGAAACCGCGCCKCUUAGAGACGAGAUCUAUAUACAGCUUUGCAAACAAACGACUGAUAAUGGCAGGCCGGAGGGACUUCGGCUUGGUUGGGAGCUUGUCGCGGUAUGUUUAGCGUUGUUCCCACCCUCGACAAAAUUUCAUUCUUACUUGGAUGGUUAUAUAUCUCGUAAUUUAGAAAAUAAAGACUUUGAAAAUUUGGAUAUUGUUAAACACUGUAAAAAGCAACUGGAGAAAAUCGCUCGUGCUGGUCCAAAAAGAGGGCUUCGUAAACCAACACUAGACGACAUUCGACAGUCUAGGCACUAUAUAUUCCACCCUUCCAUGUUUGGCUCAACGCUUGAUGAAAUCAUGGAGCAACAAGCAGAGAGAUAUCCAGACUUGAAGCUCCCAUGGAUUUUAACGACCCUCGCUGAACUUGUCCUCGCAAAAAAUGGUUCACAGACAGAAGGAAUAUUUAGAAUACCUGGCGAUAUAGACGAAGUCAACGGCUUGAAGAUUAAACUAGAUCGAUAUGAGACGCCGGASUGGGUCUCAGACCCUCACGUCCCCGCCUCGUUACUGAAAUUAUGGUUUAGAGAGCUUGCUGAACCUUUAUUACCUCAUGAAUUUUAUGAAAAAUGUAUAACGAAUUGUGAUGAUUCCACGGUAGGAACAGCUAUAAUCCUGGCUUUACCGGAGAUCAACCGAUUAGUGUUUUCGUAUCUUAUUCGCUUCUUACAGAUCUUCUCUUUACCUGAYGUGAGCUCAAUAACCAAGAUGGAAGUAAACAAUCUCUCCAUGGUAUGGGCUCCGAACUGUCUCCGAUUUCCUUCCGAAGACCCGAUCCAAAUGUUCGAGAACACAAGACGAGAAAUGACAUUUAUUAGGACUUUAUUAUGGAAUUUAGAUACCAGUUAUAUGGAGGGGAUCCGAUAGACGUACAUAUAGUCUUAUAUAUUAUAUGAUAAGAAGAACUCAGAACGCAUGGUCAAAAGAGAUGGCAACGAGGAUUCAGUAGUCUACAGCCCCCUCCCUACCUUUCCUCUAUUCACUAUAGAGUCAUGGCGCUUUUUCUUUUCUCUAAUAAUAAUUUAUCAAAGGUUGCUUUCGUGYCAUCUCUUUUGGGUAUACGUUUUGUAAUCUCAAGAAGACUCCGCUGUAAUGAUUAACCUCUGCAACACUCUACAGUACUGGUUAAAGCCAUGUAUGUGGUAUGUGCCAGAGAAACAUCUAGAUACAAACUACGAUUCAAUGUGCCUKUGUUUUUAAUCUUGUCAGAGCAUUUCAGAAAGUGCGAAAAACUUUCCAGUCUGAUGCGUUCUGUUGUUUUUAAGCCGGGUCGGGUGGUUGAAGGGAUAGUAUGUAAUAAAUGAUAUCAUUCAUCAGGCCCAAAAUGCACAGACGACUUUUACCAACGAGUACUUGAAAAGUGACUAAAGUCCAGUAUGAAUGCGAGUUCGGGGAUUACCUACAAGUCUGGGAUUUCUUCUCUUUAGAAUAUUCUUUACCGAGUUCAUCCCGAGUAAAUCCCGAUUUUUUCCCGAAGAAACGUGAUGUUUUUCCAUGGAGUURGUAACUGAAGAAAUGACAGUAACUGAGGUUAAACUCAAAAUGUUGGUMGUGAUUUUGCGGUGGUCGUUUUAUUGGGUGUGRCUGUGUGAAAUUGAUUUAUUUCAAUGUAAAAAUCAGUCUCAUAUAUCAAAGUAAAUGAUUUAUUAUUGCA
This is a messenger RNA of Exaiptasia diaphana, 3333 nucleotides long. RefSeq names its product rho GTPase-activating protein 39. Gene Ontology annotation, biological process: signal transduction. The record is from RefSeq and is a predicted model, not a curated record. Gene Ontology annotation, molecular function: GTPase activator activity; protein binding. Lineage: Eukaryota; Metazoa; Cnidaria; Anthozoa; Actiniaria; Aiptasiidae. Gene Ontology annotation, cellular component: cytoskeleton; cytoplasm. The transcript is spliced from 15 exons. The coding region runs from base 108 to 2546 and encodes 812 amino acids.